AAGAGCGCUGUUGGCAGGAAACGUGAUAGAAAUAAAGUCAGGACAUAAUGUCCCCGAACACCUCGGUCAUCCAAAGCGCCUGCCGAGGCUACCGCGUUAUCAAAUUCGCUUUCAUUUAUUGUCUACUCCACUCUCCCGCCCCCCAGUCAAGAGAGCGAACAGUGUUUCUCCCUUAAAACGAAAACAAGCGCGCGGUUUAACCCCACCCCCUAUCGCUGGACCACUGUGGCUAAACUGGAGCAGCCAGUUAGCUGAGAAGCUGCGCGGAAAGGGAGCGCUUGGGCAAGAGCCCUGAUGCUGGUUUCACUACGGCAGCUCCAGCUUUAAUUAAAAUUCCUCGCCCCCCCCCCCCCGCCCCAAACAAGUGCAUUGCACUUCCAGAUUCUCCUUUGGAUUUCUCAGAGAGUUAUUGGUGUUAUUAGAUUACCAAUAAUCCAAAGGCCGGCCGGGAUAGAGAAAGGUGGGGGUGGGGUGGGGAUGUGAAAGGCAUUCUCCAAAUCUGGAGCCUGUGUCUAAAGUAGGUCAAUGGGAAGGAGAGGCGGGGCUACAUGGAUAUUGUCGGUUUCUAGCCUUGAUAGAGGGCUCUCUCUAGUGUCAGGCAGCGGUAAAACAUGAUUAGAUUUUAGCUCCCGGAACCACGGGACUCCUAAUUUCCAAUAAGUGCAUGUACUUAAUUUUAACUUCCCUUCCUAGAUACUCACCCCAUUCCAUAUUAAAUUUCAACCUUCGCUUUCACCUUUAUUCCACCGGGCGAAGGGAUGAGAAAGCCUCCAAGUAAGAUUUUAUGAGGCGGACGAGGCCCAGUCUUUACCUACCGCCCAGACCCCGCCUCCGCCGCUGAUGGGAUGCGCGACGCAGUGAGAGACCACCCGCGGGUUUUAGGAGAGGACUAUGGCUUCAGGGGCUACGUCUUUGGUGCCCCUCGCCCCGGAAAAUUACUCUUGGAGCCCACUACUAGGACCAAUUAGGAGAAGGCGCCCAGGGGUUAUAAUUCCGAGGAAGGCCAUGAGAAAGCUAGGCAAUCCAGGAGCGCGCCCAUGCGCGCGCUGGGGUCAGCUCCCCGGUCCCUGCGCAAUCCUAACCGCCUCUCUACGUGUUUCGGAGAAAUCGGAUUCCGAAAUCCCGAAACCUAGCCAGGUUUGGCCUGGCAGCUCCUAUUCUAAAGACUUUGGGCGGAAACCGAGCUAAGCAGGGUUCCCCUACUUGCCAACGUAGGCGGAAGGGGCUUUCGGUUUGGUUUUGCUCCAGGUCGGCUGGUGCGCACUGGCUGGAGACCCUCAGUCCUAGGGACUCCCAUCUUUCUACUUUGACGCCUGGCCUAUAACCAGCCCCUUAAGGGGAGUGGGGAGGGGUGGAGCAAGCAAAAAGAGAGAAAGGAAAAAAAAAAAAAGAGAGAGAAAAAUAAAUAAAUGACACACCAGGCAAACAAACACCAGAAUUAGGCAAUUCUAAGUCCUGAAAUGAGUUUCGGAUUGGACCCGAAUUCCUGGGUUCUGGACCGGCUCUGCUACUCACUUGCGCGACUUUCCCCAUGUAUAAAAUUUUUGUGGGGGAAGGGUUGGACCGCGUGAACUCAGAAUCCUGGAUCGGGCGCCGGCGAGGGAUUUAGGGGAAAGUGUGCCUAUUCCCCGCGAGCCUCCCUGGGCGGCCCCCCCUCCCCGGGUGAAUCCCCGGCGGCCCUCGCGCCUCAGGCAGCGAUCCUGGCGGCCGUCGGGGGCCGGCAGCUUCCUGGAAAGUUACUUCUCGUUGGAGCCGGCGAUAGGCAGAGAGUGUUCUGUGAAAUCCGCUGAGCUGAGAUCGACUACGUUCCGGGAAUGAGAGGGCUGUGCCAUUCCCCUCACUGCCCACUGCCUUGACGGCGUAACAGGAAAAAAAAAAAAAAAAAAAAAAAAAAAAGGCACACACAAUGUUAGCUACCGAAGUGUACGAAACGUUUUAUUUGAAUGUAACCAAAUUAAAGGUUGCCACGAUCUCACCACGGGGCCUCCGACGCGCCUGCGGGGGCUUCGAGGCAGAUGGGCCGCGGCGCCCGCAGAACGCCCGGGGGUGGGCGGUCCCUGGCGGGCAGAUUUUAAGCAACAUUUUGGACUGUGAAUCAAGGCAUUGGGCGAAGACAAAAUGGCCUCGCCGGCUGACAGCUGUAUCCAGUUCACUCGCCAUGCCAGCGACGUUCUUCUCAACCUUAACCGCCUGCGGAGCCGUGACAUCUUGACCGAUGUUGUCAUCGUGGUGAGCCGCGAGCAGUUCAGAGCCCAUAAGACAGUCCUCAUGGCCUGCAGCGGCCUGUUCUAUAGCAUCUUCACAGACCAGUUGAAAUGUAACCUGAGCGUGAUCAACCUGGAUCCUGAGAUCAACCCCGAGGGGUUCUGCAUCCUCCUGGACUUCAUGUACACGUCUCGGCUCAAUCUGCGGGAGGGCAACAUCAUGGCCGUGAUGGCUACGGCUAUGUACCUGCAGAUGGAGCACGUUGUGGACACUUGCCGGAAGUUUAUCAAGGCCAGUGAAGCCGAGAUGGUUCCUGCCAUCAAGCCUCCCCGUGACGAGUUUCUGAAUAGCCGGAUGCUGAUGCCCCAAGACAUCAUGGCCUAUCGGGGUCGUGAGGUGAUGGAGAAUAACCUGCCGCUGAGGAACGCCCCUGGGUGUGAGAGCAGGGCGUUUGCCCCCAGCCUGUACAGCGGCCUGUCCACCCCGCCAGCCUCUUACCCCGUGUACAGCCACCUCCCGGUCAGCAGCUUCCUCUUCUCCGAUGAGGAGCUGCGGGAUGCCCGGAUGCCCGUGGCCAACCCCUUCCCCAAGGAGCGGGCCCUCCCCUGUGAUAGUGCCAGGCCCGUACCCGGCGAGUACAGCCGGCCGGCCAUGGAGAUGCCCCCCAGUGUGUGCCACAGCAGCAUCUACUCGCCCAAGGAGGCCGCCCCAGAGGAGGCACGCAGUGACAUGCACUACGGCGUGGCCGAGGGCCCCAAGCCGGCCGCCCCCUCGGCCCGGAAUGCCCCAUACUUCCCCUGUGACAAGGCCGGCAAGGAGGAAGAGAGGCCCUCCUCCGAGGAUGAGAUCGCCCUGCAUUUCGAGCCCCCCAGUGCACCCCUGAACCGGAAGGGUCUGGUGAGUCCGCAGAGCCCGCAGAAGUCUGACUGCCAGCCCAACUCGCCCACGGAGUCCUGCAGCAGCAAGAACGCCUGCAUUCUCCAGACCUCCGGUUCGCCGCCGGCCAAGAGCCCCACCGACCCCAAAGCCUGCAACUGGAAGAAGUACAAGUUCAUUGUGCUCAACAGCCUCAACCAGAAUGCCAAACCAGAGGGGCCCGAGCAGGCGGAGCUGGGCCGCCUUUCCCCUCGAGCCUACACCGCCCCGCCGGCAUGCCAGCCGCCCAUGGAGCCCGAGAGCCUUGACCUCCAGUCCCCAACCAAGCUUAGCGCCAGCGGGGAGGACUCCACCAUCCCACAGGCCAGCCGGCUCAAUAACAUCGUCAACAGGUCCCUGACCGGCUCCCCCCGCAGCAGCAGCGAGAGCCACUCGCCUCUCUACUUGCACCCCCCCAAGUGCACAUCCUGCGGCUCUCAGUCCCCGCAGCACGCAGAGAUGUGCCUCCACACCGCCGGCCCCACAUUCCCCGAGGAGAUGGGAGAGACCCAGUCUGAGUACUCGGAUUCCAGCUGUGAGAACGGGGCCUUCUUCUGUAACGAGUGUGACUGCCGCUUCUCUGAGGAGGCCUCGCUCAAGAGACACACGCUGCAGACCCACAGUGACAAACCCUACAAGUGUGACCGCUGCCAGGCCUCUUUCCGCUACAAGGGCAACCUCGCCAGCCACAAGACUGUGCAUACGGGUGAGAAACCCUAUCGCUGUAACAUCUGUGGAGCCCAGUUCAACCGGCCAGCCAACCUGAAAACCCAUACUCGAAUCCACUCUGGAGAGAAGCCCUACAAAUGCGAAACCUGUGGAGCCAGAUUCGUACAAGUGGCCCACCUCCGUGCCCACGUGCUCAUCCACACUGGAGAGAAGCCCUAUCCCUGUGAAAUCUGUGGCACCCGUUUCCGGCACCUUCAGACUCUGAAGAGCCACUUGCGAAUCCACACGGGAGAGAAACCUUACCAUUGCGAGAAGUGUAACCUGCAUUUCCGUCACAAAAGCCAGCUGCGUCUUCACUUGCGCCAGAAGCACGGCGCUAUCACCAACACCAAGGUGCAGUACCGUGUGUCCGCCACUGACCUGCCCCCGGAGCUCCCCAAGGCCUGCUGAAGCAUGGAGUGUUGAUGCUUUCCAUUCGAGUCCCUUCUCAGAAAUCUACCCAAAGGAUACUGUAACACUUUACGAUGUUCAUCCCAUGAUGUAGUGCCUCUUUCAUCCACUAGUGCAAAUCAUAGCUGGGCUGGGGUAGGGGGGGGAGGGGCGGGGGGACCGGGAGCCAAGGCAGCUCCCCUUCCCCUACUGCCAUAAAACAUUAAGAAAAUAAUAUUGCUUCUUCUCCUAUGUGUAAGGCAAACCACGUCAGCAAACGGCAAAAUCAUUUUAUAUAGCAGAGCGGGGGGAGUAUGCAAAAGUUCUGACUUGACUUGGUCUGCAAAAUGAGGAAUGUAUAUGUUUUGUGGGAACAGAUGUUUCUUUUGUAUGUAAAUGUGCAUUCUUUUAAAAGAAGAGACUUCGGUAUGUUAUCAAAGAGAGGGCUUUAAUUUUUUUAACCAAAGGUGAAGGAAUAUAUGGCAGAGUUGUAAAUAUAUAAAUAUAUAUAUAUAUAUAAAAUAAAUAUAUAUAAACCUAAAAAAGAUAUAUUAAAAAUAUAAAACUGUGUUAAAGGCUCGAUUUUGUAUCUGCAGGCAGACACGGAUCUGAGAAUCUUUAUUGAGAAAGAGCACUUAAGAGAAUAUUUUAAGUAUUGCAUCUGUAUAAGUAAGAAAAUAUUUUGUCUAAAAUGCCUCAGUGUAUUUGUAUUUUUUUGCAAGUGAAGGUUUACAAUUUACAAAGUGUGUAUUAAAAAAAAAAAAAAACAACAAAAAGAACAAAAAAAGCUACCGAAGGAAAAAUGUGUAGUUUUGUUCUAGUUCUCGGUUUGUAUAUACCUGUACAACGUGUCCUACGGUGCCUUUUUUCAUGGAAGUUUUCAGUGAUGGACGAGCACGCCAUCCCUUCUGAAGUGUAGGCAGACACAGGGACUUGAAGUCGUCGCUAACUAAGCUCUCUUUGGGAAUGUUUGUCUCAUCACAUUCUGCGUCAUGCUUGUGUUAGAACUACUCCGGAGACAGGGUUUGGCUGUGUCUAAACUGCAUUACCGCGUUGUAAAAUAUAGCUGUACAAAUACAAGAAUAAAACGUUGAAAAGUCAA
This is a messenger RNA of Leopardus geoffroyi (Geoffroy's cat), 5320 nucleotides long. It is a transcript of the gene BCL6, whose product is annotated as BCL6 transcription repressor. The transcript is spliced from 10 exons. Gene Ontology annotation, cellular component: nucleus. Gene Ontology annotation, biological process: negative regulation of transcription by RNA polymerase II; regulation of cytokine production; regulation of immune system process. Gene Ontology annotation, molecular function: RNA polymerase II cis-regulatory region sequence-specific DNA binding; DNA-binding transcription factor activity, RNA polymerase II-specific; protein binding. The record is from RefSeq and is a predicted model, not a curated record. Bases 2119 to 4239 code for a protein of 706 amino acids. NCBI's taxonomy places the organism in Eukaryota, Metazoa, Chordata, Mammalia, Carnivora, Felidae.